Molecule: messenger RNA, 2528 nt
Organism: Hevea brasiliensis (rubber tree)
Lineage: Eukaryota; Viridiplantae; Streptophyta; Magnoliopsida; Malpighiales; Euphorbiaceae
Product: trihelix transcription factor DF1
Exons: 2
Coding region: 198-2114 (638 amino acids)
Source: RefSeq, a predicted model, not a curated record
UGAGAUUGUCAAGCAGAUCUCACCGAAAUAAAGUAAUAAAUUCACUAUACAAGCCAUCUUCAUAAAACCCUCAAACAGAAUUCUCCUUCUUCUUUUGCUUUGAUGAUGAUAUAUUUUUAUGUUUUCUCAUAAUUUUUAUUUUUUUUUCUUUCACACACAAUUUGUACUUGAGAAACAGAGAGAAACAAAAGAGUCCUAUGCUAGGGGACUCAAGUAGUGUUCUAGCAACCACAACAACAGCCGCUGAUGGUGGUGGUGGUGGUGGUGCUGCUGCUGCUGCUGCUACUGGUGGAAGUAGCAGGGACCCUCCUCCUACUCCUCCUCCUCUUUCUACUCAUCAGAUACCCGGUGGUGGUACCCAUGAAAGCAUUAGUGAAAUUGGGCAUGUGGGGUCAAACAAUUCAGGUGAAGAUGAUAGAGGAAGAGGCGAUGAAGGUGACCGGAGCUUUGGAGGUAACCGGUGGCCUAGACAAGAGACUUUGGCACUCUUGAAAAUAAGGUCGGAUAUGGACGUGGCGUUUCGCGAUGCCAGUGUAAAGGGUCCUUUGUGGGAAGAGGUUUCCAGGAAGCUAGCAGAGCUUGGUUAUAAUCGAAGUGCCAAGAAAUGUAAAGAGAAAUUCGAGAACGUCUUCAAGUACCACAAGAGAACCAAAGAAGGCCGUACUGGUAAACAAGAAGGCAAAACGUAUAGGUUUUUUGAUCAAUUAGAAGCGUUUGAGAAUCAUCCUUCUUCACUUUCAACACCACAGCCACCACAACCGCAACCGCCGCAGCAGCAGCAGCUUAAGCCUCAAACUCCUGCGGUGACAACCAUAGCAAUGCCAGUGGUUAACCCUCGUCCUCCUCCUCCUCCUCUUAGUGUUGGUGCACCUCCUAUUAGUACUGUUACAUCAACAACGCCACCAACAGCUGCAAGUAUUUCUCAAGGCAUUGUCACAGCAGGAAUAAACCUCACGAUCCCUUCAUUUCCACCUGCAAACCCUACAAUCUUACCCUCUGCACAAGCAACAAACCCUACAAUAAACCCAUCUUCUUUCUCUAAUUUUUCCCCAGAUCUCCACUUCAAUUCCACAUCUUCAUCCACUUCCUCAGACGUGGAACUCCGUGGGAGGCAAAGGAAGAAAAGGAAAUGGAAGGAUUUUUUUGAGAGGAUAAUGAAGGAAGUGAUACACAAGCAAGAGGAUAUGCAAAGGAAAUUCUUGGAAGCUAUAGAGAAACGUGAACACGAUAGAAUGGUAAGGGAAGAAUCCUGGAGAAUGCAAGAAAUGGCAAGAAUCAAUAGAGAGCGUGAAAUUUUAGCCCAAGAAAGAUCCAUUGCGGCUGCAAAAGAUGCUGCUAUAAUGGGAUUUUUACAGAAGCUAUCUGAACAGCAAAAUCCAGGCCAAAUACAGAAUAAUCCUCCACCGGCACAUCCACCACCACCACAGCCACCAGCAGCAACAACAGUACCAGUACCAGCGCCACCAGUACCAACACCAACACCACAACCAAUAACUGUGGUGCCGGUGGCACCAGCAGCGCCGCCACAGUAUGCGACAAAUCUGGACACGAAAUCAGACAGUGGGGAUCAGAUUUUGACGCCGCCAAGCUCUUCGAGAUGGCCUAAGGUAGAAGUUGAAGCUUUAAUUAAGAUGAGGACUAAUCUGGACUCCAAGUACCAAGAAAAUGGACCCAAGGGGCCGCUAUGGGAGGAGAUCUCAGCUGGAAUUAGAAAGCUUGGUUACAAUCGAAGUGCAAAAAGAUGCAAAGAGAAAUGGGAAAACAUCAACAAGUACUUCAAGAAAGUAAAAGAGAGCAACAAGAAAAGGCCUGAAGAUUCAAAAACAUGUCCAUACUUUCACCAACUUGAUGCUUUAUAUAAAGAGAAGAACAAGAACGAUCCUUCAUCAAAUAUCCAAUUGAAACCUGAGAAUUCAGUGCCUUUAUUGGUACGGCCAGAGCAGCAAUGGCCUCCUCCUCAACAAGAGCACGGCCCUGAUUCAGUGAUGGAAGAUUUGGAAAGUGAGGAUCAUCAAAAUCAUCAAGAUGAGGAUGACAAAGAUAAUGAUGAUGAAGAAGAAGAUGAAGCCGGAGGAUAUGAAAUUGUAGCAAAAAAGCCAACAACAAUGAGCUAGCCGGGUGAGAAAGAGUAAGUUUUUAAUUAUUUUAAGGCCAAAGAAGCAAGCAAGAAAAAGAAAUUCUGUGAGAUCUAGCUUGAUGAUAAUUGGAAUUGAAAGCGGUGGCAGGUAAGAUUCCGGCAGCCGUGAAUUGGGGUGGACAAUCUCAUAAAUUUGUAAGCAAGAACACACACAUGGUGAGGGAUGAAUUGCAUAUAGUCAGUGGAUUAUAUGUUUAAUUAAUUUUAUAAUUUAUUUAUUUUUUCCUAAAUAAAUAAGUAGAGAAGAAAAGAGAGAUGAAGAUGAAGAAGAAGAGAGAGAGUUUCAGGUUCAAAAAAUAAAUAAAAAUGAGAAUAGCUAGUGCUGUAUUUUUCUUUUAUUUUUCAUAGUGGUGUAAAUGUUAGAAUUUGGAAAAAUGUUUUUCUUUUUUUA